Messenger RNA from Xyrichtys novacula (pearly razorfish), 10977 nucleotides. NCBI's taxonomy places the organism in Eukaryota, Metazoa, Chordata, Actinopteri, Labriformes, Labridae. The record is from the annotation of a GenBank genome assembly.
CUCACCCUUCAGUGUCUGGCAGCCCCUUCUGCGUUAAGGUAAGAACACACACUAACACCCACACCCACACUCACACACUCAUGAUCAGAUGUGAUGUUCUCUAUUAAGACCUCUUUUCUAUUUUUGAGCGUUUUCUCACUUCAGAUGAGCGCUGCUGUUUGUGUUGUUGUUUGAAGCUUUGAGGCCUUUCAGUGACGCUGCUGCUCUCAGGCCUGACAGGCUCCCAGGCAGCUGUCGCUCUGCCUAAAAUAGACCUGCUGGAAGGCCUCAUAUCACACAUACAUACACACACACACACACACACACACACACACAUGACUAUCCACUACAAUAUGUGAGUGGGUCUUGUCCAUUUUGAUAUGUUCCACUUUUUACUGCUUUAAUUUCUCAAAGGUUUUCUGGUCGUAUUUGACUAUAAAUCACAACAAAUACAGUUAUUUACCUUUAUUUUUUCCCCCUCAGUCCCACAGGUUAAGUUUUUUGAUGUAGUUUAAUGGCUUUCAUUUCUUUUUUCUCUUCCUAUAAUAUUCUCUGACACGUUAAAAGAGACGCGAGUGUAAAAACACAAAUAUAACCUUGAAAUCUUUUCAAUCAGGCAACCCUUUUAGAUCCUGACAGCGCACACAUUCCCUGUCUCUGAGUAUGAUCCUCUGAGCUCAGAAACAUUUCUCUGAAUCUGAAACAGUCAGUCAUACAUCUAUGUUUAAGUUCCGAGGCACUGCAGCUCUAAUUUUUCCUUCUUAGGCUUUUUCCCCUAAACUAUAAUAUCCACCUGUCAAGCCAUUAACUGGCCUCUUAUGUGCUUCAUGCCUGUCAGCUCUGUUCCUUUCUUUUGUCGGGGUUUGUUCUUUUCUUUCUCUGGGUCCUGUUUCAGGCCACUUUUUCAUAUUUCCUGCUGUGCAAACAACACCAAUGACACUUCAGAAAAUGGUAGAUUUUCUCUUUCAGAACAAAUUCAUACUGUGUGUUGGUGUAAGUGUUUUCAAAGUGCUUUAUUUCUACUGAAAGGAAAUCAAACCCUGUCAUUGGUAGGAUGGAUUUCUUUCAUUAUUUCAGCUGAUUUGAACCUGCUGAAGCUGAACUGUUGAGUUAAAAACUUUUUUAUUCCUUACCACUCUAGAAAAAAGUGUCAGAGUCUGAUAAAAUCCCAACAAUUAAACAUUAAUUAAGUUUUCAUUUUGAAUGUUUUCGAAGGUUGCCUUAUUGGUCGCCAUGGCGUCAGCAAAUGAGAGCGGGGAACCAGGUGAUCAGGCGGUCCCUGAUGGAGAAGAGAAGGAGAGUACAGUCCAGGGGAUCCAGUCCCGCUACCUUCGCUGUCCUUCACCCAGGUAGGACUAACCUAAGCUUGUUUAAGUUUCCUGAUUUUCUCUGUGGAUUUUAUGGUUUUUUCAGAUCUCAUCUACAACUUAACAUCAAAUUAAUUCACAUUAUCUGUCACUACACGCAAAAAUACACACUUUUUAUGUCUUCAAACUUGGAUUAGGUGUAUUUAGUUUUGUCUUUCUUUUUUCUUUCCUUUUCAAACAUUUACUUCCUCUUUGAAUCAGUUUCUCAUUGGCAUCAGAGUCAAGGUUCUCCAUGAUUUCUGGGUCAGAUGCAGCAAGCAUCUUCAUGGAGCCGAUCCACCUUUCAUCAGCCAUCGCUGCCAAGAAGAUCAUCAAUGAGGGUGAGACAAGAUCAGAGCUUGAGUUGGAGAUAUCAGCAGAGAUCAGAUUGGUUCAGGGUGCGCAAAGAUUUCAUGAAACUCAUCAUCUGUGUUUGGAAUAAUGAUCCCACAUUCAACAAGACAGAUUUGGUCAAGCACUCUUCAAUUUCAGCGAGUGCAUGUUGAAUUUCCUCGGCUCAUUACAGGAAGCAGAGACACAGACGCUCUCGCUGGAGGUGCAGAGUCGAGCUGAUUGAGUAAAUUAGCUUCAUACGACUCAUCACAAAGACGCUCCUGUAUCACAUUUCUCCCUCCUCUGACAUUACAUUACAUUAAAUCAGCUCCAUCUGAAGGGAGGACAAGUAAUGUAGUGUGACAGAUAGACUCAAAAAGAGUUUUUUUUUCAAGGUUCGUUACCUGAGAGAUUGUAAAAAGUUCUCAGGUACAUGCUCAGUCUGUAAACUUUUCACAUUAACCUUGAUAUACAUGCAAAGUUGUGUAAAUGCAGACAAAUACACUAUAAUGUGAAAGAGAAAUCAUCACCACAAAACUCAUGAGUAGAUUUAGGCAGUUAAAGGGAUAUUUCAGUGUAAAAUUUAUUUAGGGUCAAACACACUGUAACACCGAGUUAGACACCCCCUUGAGAGAUGAAUGUUGCCGACCGCUUGCUUCUCUAGUUAAACCAACUUUAGUAACGACCGCAGGAUAGCAAUACACAGCGGUCUGAGGAGCCAUAAACAAACCUCAACCAAAACGCCACUCUAUAGCCACAAAUAAUGCUCAGAACAGCACCUAACUUCAUCAACAGGACAUAUAGGGUCCCAGCCAUAGUACUAGCCACCAAACAUCUUUUUAGCUUUGCCUGAUUUCUUUAGCAAAGAGACUAAACACAACUCACCUACUCUCUUCCAGCAGCCACUGGAAAUACAACCAGACUGAGAUGCUAAGGCAGAAGAACUAUCACGUCUGCAGUGCAAAAUGAUUAAUAUGAUGAUUAUUACUUCAAGGAAAUGAUAAAGUAAUGAUCAUAGUUGUUCUUCCUUGAGCUGCGGCACCCCGCUGUAGUCCGUAAUGGACUGGCCUGAGGGCUCGCUACAAACAAGUGGCUGUUGGAAGAGAGUAGGUGAGUUGUGUUUAGUCUUUUUGCUAAAGAAAUCAGGCAAAGUUAAAAAGAUGUUUGGUGGCUAGUACUAUGUUUGGGACCCUAUAUGUACUGUUGAUGAAGUUAGGUGUUGUUCUGAGCAUUAUUUGUGGCUAUAGAGUGGCGUUUUCGUUGAGCGCAUGGCUCUCUGUAUUGCUAUCCUGCGGUCAUUACUAAAGUUGGUGUAACUAGAAAAGCAAGCGUUCGGCAACAUUCAUCUCUCGAGGGGGUGUCUAACUCAGUGUUGUGGUGUGUUUGGCCCUUAAUCAAUUUUAUGCCGGAAUAUCAAUUUAAAACAUACAAUUUAUAACCUGAAACUUGGAGAAGUUCUUAUCAAAAUGGUCCAGAGUGUUUUAGCCCAGUUCCUCCUUGUCUAACUGUCUUUUUAGGAUUUCUGGUCCAGUUUCUACCCAAGUAGGUACAGUACCUGUUGUUGAAUCUUGCCUCUCACACUGAUCCUGGUCUUUCGUUUUCUAUAUGAUGAUUUCAAAUUUCCAAGAAUUCCUUUCAGGGUUUUAAAGCAACAAAAAAUGAAGUGAAAUCUAACAUCAGCUUGUGUGUUUUAUUUUAGAGCUUCCUCCACGAGGGGUACGCACAGAGUCAAUCCCAGAAUCCAUGCUGGAGACAGCUGAGCAGAUGAUGGUGGAAGACCUUUAUAACAGGGUCAGGGACAUGAUUGACGACCGCAGCCCCUACAACACCCCCUGCGUGCUGGACAUUCAGAGAGCCUUAAUACAGGACCGCUUGGAAGCUCCCAUCAACCCUGUGGACGAGGUGUGGCCCAACAUUUUCAUUGCUGAGAAGUGAGUCCAAACACAGCAAACUAAAAAGUUCAGUAGAGAGCUGGAGGUCCAAAGGAAGUCACUCUUUGUCAAAACUGAGGAGAAAACUCGUGUGUCUUCUUUCAGUGAUUUCCUUCCUCCCCUGGCAUUACGGACAUAAUUAUGGGUCUAACAAAUUAAGUCUAAUUUUUAAUUUGCCCCUUCUGAGACAUGAGUGUUGUUAAUAGUGGAGUUGUUUUGGAGUAGCCAGAGGAGACAGAGAUAAAUUGAUUUUCUGUUGUAUUUGAUUAGUUCCUCUUAAGUACCAAACAAUCUCAGCUUUCUCUCCUGAAAUGGCCUUCGACUUGUUUGACCGAAACUCAAGACCCACUCUCUGUCCUGUCAUAGAACUCCGAACAUCUAUCAUCCCAUUACAAAUAAACCAUUUGAAAUGAGCCGGUUUUUCCAUUUUUUUCAGAGUCAAAGGGCCCAUCUUUAUCAGGGCAUUCAACUCUUCUCAAUCCAACUUUAUAGUGAAGAAAACAUGGGAUUAUAUGAGCUGAUUUAAAGAGCAGAUUGAGACCAUGUUUUUAAGGUGGAACUAUGAACUCUGUUUGCAAGUUUAGGAAGCUGAAAAUGUGGUGUAAUUUGUUUUUUAAUGGGGUUUUAAUAAUAACCAAAAGCAGGAGAUAAAAUUCAACAUUUACUUUUCAUUUUAACUGUUUGUUUUUUCCCCCUAGAUCCAUUGCGGUAAACAAAGCUCGUCUGAAACGAAUGGGCAUCACCCACAUCCUGAACACAGCUCAUGGCACUGGAGUCUACACAGGCCAGUCGUUCUAUACCAGCAUGAACAUCCAGUACAUGGGCAUCGAGGUGGAUGACUUCCCCGAUGCCGACAUCUCAGUUCACUUUCGUCCCACCGCUGAAUUCUUGGAUGAGGCUCUGCUGACCCACAAAGGUGAGAGAUGUCUGUUUAGUUGGUCUUCAGUCAUUAUCCGUGGCAACGUACUGAUGAGAUGUUGAUUGCACUGAUUUGUUUACAGAUCCUUAAGGGCAUAGUCCGGCGUAAAAUUAAUUUAGGAUUAAACACACCAUAACACCGAGUUAGACACCCCCUCGAGAGAUGAAUGUUGCCGACCACUUACUUCUCUAGUUAUACCAACUUUAGUAUCGACCGCACGAUAGCAGUACACAGCGGUCUGAGGAGCCAUAAACAAACCUCAACUAAAACGCCACUCUAUUGCCACAAAUAAUGCUCAGAACGGCGCCUAACUUCAUCAACAGUACAUAUAGGGUCCCAGCCAUAGUACUAGCCACCAAACAUCUUUUUAACUUUGACUAAUUUCUUUAGCAAAGAGACUAAACACAAUUCACCUACUCUCUUCCAGCAGCUGCUUGUUUGUAGCGAGACCUCAGGCCAGUCCAUUAUGGACUGCAGCGGGGUGACGCAGCUCAAGGAAGAACAUUUAUGAUCAUUUCUUCAUAGAAAUACAAUCAGACUGAGACACUAAGGUAGAAGAAGUACCGCGUCUGCAGUGCAAAAUGACCAAUAUGGUGAUUCAAUCAAUCAAUCAAUCAAAUUUUAUUUAUAUAGCACUUUACAAUAUCCCAAAUGGUACCCAAAGUGCUUUACAUAAAAGCAAUAAAAUAACACAAGAAAAAAUACCAUUAUAAAAUAAUACAAUAGAAUAGAAUAAUACAAGAACGAUGAAAUAAUAAAAAUGAAUAUGAAAAUAAAAUAAUACAAUAAAAUACUAUGUAGAAGUGCUAAAAACCUAUAAGUACAGGACUACCUAGUCAGAGUUAAAAGCAAGUCUAAAUAGGUGCGUCUUUAACUUUGAUUUAAAUAAGCUGAGGUCAGUGGUGGUGCGUACAUCUAGCGGCAGUCUGUUCCACAGCCUAGGAGCUGCAACAGCAAAAGAACGAUCACCCCACUGUUUGAGUUUUGACCUCGGGACCUCCAACAGGCGCUGACCGGAGGAACGGAGGGCCCUGCCAUGAUCGCGAACAGUUAAAAUCUCUGACAGGUAGGAGGGGGCCAGGCCAUUUAUGGCAUAAAAAGUAAAUAAUAAAAGUUUAAAGUCAAUUCUAAAACAAACUGGAAGCCAGUGUAGCGAAGACAGCACAGGGGUGAUGUGUUCACGCCUAGACGUGCCCGUUAAAAAUCGUGCAGCAGCGUUCUGUACAAGCUGGAGACGGGAGAUUAAAGACUGGCUGAGGCCAACAUAAAGGGCAUUACAAUAGUCCAGUCUGAUUAUUACCUCAAGGAAAUGAUAAAGAAAUGAUGAUGGUCAAAUAAAGUUAUUAAACGGGUCUACAAUGAUCAAUGAUCUCAUUGUGGUGCUUCAGCUCCACAUGUCAUGGAGCUUUAUUCUCAAAUUUAAUUCAGUGUUUACCCCACAGGAGAAAAAAAGACACAUUAAUAUCAGCUGAUGCAGCCAAAGGAAUAUUUUAAUCUGUUUGUCCUCCAGGGUGAGGCUUCAAUAAAAGAUUGGACACCGGAAACAUCCCCUUACUUACGCCACAACACAGAUUCUCAGAAAUGUUUUGUGGACCACACAGAGGAGCUCUGUUCCCCCUGGAGGGAGGUCAUGUAACACUCACAUUAUCGGACGUUUUCAUUCAUUGUAAAUGCGACUGAUUCACAAAGUGUUUUCCUGAAGGCGUCAGCUGGUCACUGCAGUCUCCUGUGACUUGGGUAAUGACUCAAACCCGCUGGUAGUUAUUUCUUUCUCAACAAUCACAGUCAAAGCCCGGACAAUCAAUUCAUGGACCUGCUUUAUCACCUGAUUGUAGUACAUUAUAAAAUAAGACUGCUGAAACCCACUCAGCCUCAAAGGCAGGAAAAGUGUUUGAACCGUCAAACAAUGUUGUUAUGUAGUUUUUUUCUAAACCUGCACUCUCCAAUUUAAACCGGAGGAUUAUGUAAGUCGGUAAAGUCUGACUAAUGGAUAAAAGUAUUGUGACGAAAAAAUAUCAGUACUUGUAGUCCUUGAUGGGAUGUUGUAUCAAAGUGUUUGUGGCGUUUGGUGUAUUUUGAGGACCCAGAAGCAGACACACCACAGUGUUAAGAGCACAAAGAGAGCUGUUUCAGGGUCUGAGGCUGAAGUGACACUCAGGACUUUAAUGGAAAAGCAUGUUUUGAUUGAGAUGUUGUCCUUUUCAUCUGCAGAGUGCAAAGAUGUUAGGUAGUCUCAUCUACAAUAGAAAUAAAGAGCACACAAUGGUAGUUUUGCUCAGGCGGAUGCAGUUUCAUGGAUUAUCCACUUAUGUCGACCAAAGUUAUCAUAAAAACCACAACAGGAAAAAAAAGGAUUUGAACUGUGUCAAUCAAACAGAAAAAGCAAAAGAAGAAAGAUCUGCAAGGACCUCAUAAAAACAAAAAACACUCUUUCUAAUCAGCUUUAAAGUCCCACUCUGGUUGUUUUUUUUACUACUUAAAGUGUUCUCAGUGGUCUUUAAACUACGAUUGUGAAGUUUUAAAACAAAAUUGCAUUACCUGUGUCAUUUUCAGGGGUUUUUCUUUUGUAGAACUCCAGUAGAUCAUUAGCAAUUCACCUCUGAGUCGUGGGCGGAGACAGCGCUGCUCUGAAGCACUGCACUCCUCUUCACGUUAGCUUGUAGCCUAACUUCGCCGGUGUAGUAAAAGAAGCAGGUAACAUAAGAGCGAUUCAGCUCUCAGACACUAAUGGCUUUGGGGACACGAUUAAAGUUAAUGUCAAAAUUAGCUUUCUUACGAACAUUUCAAUCCGCUGUUGCAGACGCUUGAUCCACAAUCGUCCACUGUAUUUCUCAGAGUCUGGCCUGUGUAGUGAGGCUCUGGAGGCGGAGCUUGGAUUGGUUACGUAGGAAAUCUCAUUGUAUCUGAUCUUGCUGUUUGGGUCUGCUAGAAAUUCACAGUGAUUGGGAAUGCAGAAAUACUCAACAAUGCAAUUUCACACUUAGUUUUCUCAUGAUAUGUCCUGUAGCAUCAGAAAAUGCCAUAUGAACAUGUAGACAAGAAGAAAAACGUGAUUUUUAUCGGAGUGGCUCUUUAAUACGACCAAACAAUCUCUUACCUGCAGAUGAACGCUCCUACAAUCUGAUUUGUCUCUUGCAGGAAAGGUCCUUGUGGUCUCCAUGAUGGGCGUCAGUCGGUCCGCUGUCUUGGUUGCGUCCUACCUGAUGAUCUUCCAGCACAUGACCAUCAUGGAGGCCCUCACCUCCAUGAGGAAGAAACGCGCCAUCAACCCCAACGAAGGCUUCUUGAAGCAGCUGCGAGAACUCAAUGAGAACCUGAUGGAGGAACGUGACGACGACGACGACACGCUAAGCCAGUGCUCUGUGAUAGAUGCACGUACACGCGCUCGCAUCUUUGGUGAAGGCGGGAAUGAUGAUGACGACGAUGAUGAUGACACUGACAAAGAGGAGGAGCAGAGUAUGGUCGAGGUGAAGGCGCACUCCAUCAUGAUGGAAGAGGAGGAGGACGGAGAGAGUGUGAUGAGCAGCGUUGCCUCUUCGGCGGCUGCUGCGGCACUCAAGAGUGGAUUGAUCGGAGCUCAAAAUGGGCUGGACAAAAAUGCAUCGACCACUGCUCAAGAAGAAAUCACUCUACCUGGGCAGGAAGGAGGAGAAGACAGUGACGAUGAAGAUGGCCUUGGUAGCAUGAUCCGAGAGUGGCAGCAGAAGAAUGAGAAAUAUCAGAGCGAUGAGUGGUGGGAGGCACAGCUGGACAGCGAUGGCGAGGAUGGGGAGUCUCUGACUGAAGGCCAGUUGAAGAAGAAGACAAAGGAAGGUGUUGAUGCGGAUGUGGAGAGUGUCACUAGUGAGGAUGUCAGAGCUGUAAAAGAGCGGUUAAAGCGGCGAAACAGACGUCCACCUUCAGAUGCAAUGUCCACCUCCAGCUGCACAAGUUACUCUGAUCUUUGGAAACAGCGAUUAAAGGAAAUCGAGGAACAAGCUGCUGCUCGCUACCACAAGAAAGAAGAAGACAAAGACAGUGAGAGCUCCACGACAGAGGGCGGAGUAGGAGUGAAGAAGAUCGAUGACGAAGUUGCAAGUAUCCUCUCUGACACCAGCUCCAUGUACAACUUCUGCCAGAAAAACAGGGACAAGAUGACGCCUUUGGAGCGAUGGCGUGUCAAGAGGAUCCAGUUCGGCUGGAACAAGAAAGAUCGGGAGGAUGGAGAGAAAAGCUCGGUAGGAGAUGGAGAAAAAGGUGAUGGAGAAGGAGAAGCUAGGACACCAUCCUUCGAGGAUGUCAACUUGACCGCUUAUCAGUCAUGGAAACUGAGGCAGCAGAGGCGAUACGGGGAGGAAAAUCCUGAUGAGAUUUUGGAGAUGAGUCGGGGUGAGGACUCUGCAACCGCCAAACGGAGGCAAAGAAGGGAGGAGCUUCUGGAGCGCUCAAAGAAAACUCUGGAGGAGAGUCAGUCGAUGUGCGGUUGGGAGACGGAGAGCUCCAUCAGUGGAGGAACAAUACCUCUCUCUGCUUUCUGGGCUGGAGCCGGAGUCACGGGUCCUCCAAGCGUUGCCAAUGAUGACAACAUGUCCAUGCUUAGUGGAAGAUCAUCUGUCAUAUCUUCAGUUUCCCAGCCUCGCAGCACGAGAUCUGCACUGUCAGCUGUCCCGGUUCAUCCCAUGCAGCCAGUUCCUCCUAUUGUCCCCGUUCCAACUGUUCAAGGCCCUGGAGGUGAGCCGAUGGUGAAUCUAUCAAGCAUCCAAAACUGGAUCGCUAACGUCGUCUCUGAAACCAUCAAACAGAAGCAAAGUGAGAUGAGUCUUCCUCCCCCGUCGCGUGCUGGAUCUGAGAUGAACUUCGGGGGUGCAGCAAGCAUGAUUUCAGGCCGUGGGUUAGACGAUGACAAAGCUUCCUUGCUGAGUGGUGCUUCCUAUUCUACAGCUUUGUCGCAGGGUCGUGGCAGAGCGGCGUCCGUCCUCUCUGCGGGCGGGUCAAGCAACAUUUCUGGUCUCACUGGAAGAGGCUCUGGCCUGGGAUCCACACUCGGUUCCACUCUGGGCUCCAAGAAGACCAAGAUCACCACCACAAGCGUCCCCCUUUUCAGCCUUUUCCAAGACCAGGUCAACAUGGGUAAAUUGGACGCCAUGGACAAGGAGAUCAAGUCUGAGAUGAGGGAAAAGAUGGCAACCUAUGAAAAGAAGAAGAUCCUGGAAGACAACAAGCGCAGCACCCUCUACAAGAAAAAAAAACCCAAGGAGGAUGAAGACGAGGAGGAGGUGGAGGAGAGGAAGAAGAAAGAGGAGGAGUUUUUAGAAGAGGCGAAGAAGAAGGAGAAACCUGCGAGGAGUUAUGGCCUCUCUGGGUGCCUGAAUCUCAACCCUGCUCUGGAGAAAGAUAAGAACACCAGCAUCGAUGACUGGCUGAAGAGCGUCAGACCUCCUCCAAGGACUCCAGCCUCCGGGUCAGGAGCUGGUCCGUCAGAAGAUCCAUACGAUGAUCUAGAUGCUUCUGCUUCUGAAUUCGACUUCUCUAGCCGCAGGGCCUCAUAUUCAGUCGAUGAAGAUGAUGAGGAGACUUAUGGCGUCAACUCAAGACACAGGUCAAGGUUACAUGAGGACCUAUCAAACGAGGACUCUGAGUACUCCUGCAACGGGUUCACACAAUCCCACAGCUACAGGCGAGCGGGGAGGUCUUACAGCGCCUACGACGAGGUCGACAACGGUACAGACAGCUAUGGCGACCUCACUACAAAGAGGAAGUUUGCCCACAACUCAGGACAUGAGAACAGUGAGACAGAAGGAAGGAGGAGCAGGAGGGAGGAAGCUUACGAAGAGGAAGAGGAUGACAUUGCUGCCUUCAUCGCCCAAACCAGACAGAGGGCCAGAGCUCGGGCUGCCGUCGAGACCGAAGACGACGAAGUGUUGGCCGCCUGGAGGGCUCAGCUGGAAGCAAAAUCACAGAGUAGGAGUGAAUCAUAGAGGUAGGGAGUUUAGUGGAAAAUUUGUGUUUAUUCUCUAUGGAUGAAGGUUCAGAAAGCACCUCCUUCGAUCACUGUGGACUUUUAAUUCAAACAAUCGGUUUCACGAAAAAAAGCUAAAACAACCUACUGCACAAAAACAUGAUUUUGUGGUUUAAAAGUUUAUGUAAUUCACUGUUGUUCAGGAAAAACACAUCAGAUGCUGCCAUCUUUGUUGCCAAAAGCAGGUAAUACUUUCUGAAGAUUGUAAGUUAGAUUAUUUGAAGAAAGAACCAUUCAUUGUUUAUGAAUUAAGAUGCACUUUGCCUUUUCAUUAUGCAUCAUACCUUGAUAGAGGACUUGUAUUGUUAAUAAGGAGUUAAAUUAUAUGUUGUUAAUUCCAAUAUUUGGGCUUUGGCUGCACCACUGAAUGUAAAACUGAUUGUAAAACAAAUGUAGUACAUAUUUACAUAAAAGAUGUCUCAUGAAAACAAAUCAAAUCCCAUUUUUACUUUUGAUUUUUUUUUAACCAAG